UUCCGCAGCUAAUUUGGUUUUCAUGAUAUCAUGUAUUUAGUGCUACGAUGGCUAUCUAUGAUGCCGUACAGCUUGUGAGGGCCGAUGUUUCCACAGUUGCACUCGGAAUCGCAGCAUCAACUGCGUCCAUCAUCCUCGGUGGCGGCACCAAAGGCAAGCGCCUUGCUAUGCCAAACACACGAAUUAUGAUUCAUCAGCCUCUUGGAGGUGCUAGCGGACAAGCUAUAGAUGUAGAGAUUCAGGCGAAAGAAGUUAUGCACAACAAGAACAACGUCACAAGAAUUAUUUCAAGCUUCACCGGUCGCUCAUUUGAACAAGUCCAGAAAGACAUUGAUAGGGAUAGGUACAUGUCUCCAAUUGAAGCAGUUGAGUAUGGAAUCAUUGAUGGUGUAAUAGAUAGAGAUAGAAUUAUUCCUCUGAUGCCAGUUCCAGAAAGGGUGAAAUCAACACUGAAUUAUGAAGAAAUUAGUAAGGACCCUAAGAAAUUCCUGAACCCAGACAUCCCUGAUGAUGAGAUAUACUAGGUUUCUUAUGUUACAAUUACUGGUACAUCAUUACAUGUUCAAAACUUAAAAAUUUUCCCUUUUGGUUAUAGCAGUUUACAACAUUUUGGCUUAACGAUUAGGAUUGUUAUGAUUGCCACUUUUUGGUUGUUAAGAAUUGUAAUCCAAUUAUGGGGAAAUUUGUUAUUUGAUGUUUAUUCAUCAUGUUUAUUGUUAUAAAGCUCUUAUUGUUC
Arachis ipaensis is the source of this 736-nucleotide messenger RNA. Lineage: Eukaryota; Viridiplantae; Streptophyta; Magnoliopsida; Fabales; Fabaceae. The record is from RefSeq and is a predicted model, not a curated record.